UUGGGCUUUGGGGAUAUAUGGACAUGAACAAGUACUGUACCUGCGUCGAUAUGAUGCUCACUCUUCACUCUCGCUGUCAGGCUGCUCUGAGAUGCUGAUGGCCAAGGUCGUGACUGAUCUGGCCAAUAGGACGCCAGGAAAGGAGGCGGUUGCCAUGGAGUCGUUUGCAAAGGCUCUGAUGAUGCUGCCGACCAUCAUCGCAGACAACGCAGGGUACGACAGCGCCGACCUGGUGGCUCAACUGAGAGCUGCACACAUGGAGAACAAGACCACCUACGGCCUGAACAUGAAUGAAGGCACGGUGGGCAGCAUGGCGGAGCUGGGGAUCACAGAGUCGUUCCAGGUGAAGCGUCAGGUGCUGCUGAGCGCGUCAGAAGCUGCAGAGAUGAUCCUGAGAGUGGACAACAUCAUUAAAUCUGCUCCCAGGAAGAGAGUCCCCGACCAUCACCCCUGCUAGAGGACCAGGAUGAUGAUGAAACGGGGGAGGGGAUCAGUUUUGUUAUUUAUCACCUCUGUGUAGCUCAAGUUUAAGAAAACGCUCCGCUGUUUGUUUUUUUCUGUCAGGCUCUCUGCUGAAGCACUGCACGGUGCUAACAGGCUAACGUUAGCCGCUUUGUUACGACACCGCUUAGGACGGACAUUUGGAUGUUGUUUGUUUUGUUUACUGAAAUAAAUGAACCAAUCCUCAACA
This is a messenger RNA of Labrus bergylta (ballan wrasse), 691 nucleotides long. NCBI's taxonomy places the organism in Eukaryota, Metazoa, Chordata, Actinopteri, Labriformes, Labridae. The record is from RefSeq and is a predicted model, not a curated record.